AAAAUAUCAAUUACAAAGCGUGUACAUAGUUACACGCGUGACGAAUGGGUACAUAGAGCCGUGAGCGGGCAGCGGGUAGCGGUAACAACUCCCACCGCCUGCGCCCGCGCCGCACAUAGCACGCACCACCGCGGCACCGGCCCUCGCUCUACCUACUCGAGCGGGACGCGACCGCGGCGCUCGUCGCGCAACCUGCCCGAGCGCAUCCGACCGAACGGGAAAACAGACAUACACCCGCAACCACACCACAACAACGUUCGACCUUAUCGUCAAAACAUACGAUUGAAAAUGACACAGCAAGAACUUGGCCAGUAUCAACACGCUUCAAAUAGAACGCGACAUGGAAAAACGAAAACGUUUGAAACGAAGCGUUGCGAUUGGCGGACGCGCGCCAAUGGCGACGCGCGGGGCGGUGCGGGUGCGCGCGCGCAUUGCGGCGCUACCGCCGGUCACAUGUCCGCCGACCACGCGCCGCGCCGGACGCUCGCUCGGAUGUGAAGUGUUGUGAUGAUGCUGGGCGGCAUGGACGGCAAGGAGUACGGUGCGCUGCACGCUGCAGCCGCCGCCGCUGGAUAUGCCAUGGAAGCCGAUCCAAGCGCGACGGCCAUGGGCAACCACGGCGUGGGCGCAGGCAGCCAACAAUACGGCGAGGUGAACCAGCUCGGAGGCGUGUUCGUGAACGGGCGGCCGCUGCCCAACGCCGUGCGGUUACGGAUUGUGGAACUGGCGCAGCUUGGGAUCAGGCCAUGCGACAUCAGCAGGCAGUUACGAGUGUCACACGGGUGUGUGUCCAAGAUCCUGGCGAGGUAUCACGAGACCGGCUCCAUAUUGCCCGGCGCUAUCGGCGGCUCCAAGCCCAGGGUCACCACGCCUAAGGUGGUGUCCUACAUAAAGCAGUUAAAGGCGAAGGACCCGGGUAUAUUCGCGUGGGAAAUCCGCGACCGGCUGCUCGCGGACGGCGUGUGCGACAAGUACAACGUGCCGUCGGUGUCGAGCAUCAGCCGCAUCCUGCGCAACAAGCUCGGCGGCGGCGCGCUGUACCCCGUCCCGCCGCUCUACUCCGUGCCGCCGCAGCGCUGCUGGCCGCUGCACCAGCCUUACGACUAUUAUGUUUAUCUCCAGGGCCGUCAGCAUGCAGCGAGCAAUCCGCACGCUCUACCCCACCCACACCAACAGCCGCCCGCGCACCACACGCAUGCGCACGCUCUAUGACAACUACGACCCCCGGGGCCCACUGACCCCCCGUGACUGUUAAAGUGAUCACCAGUGAUAGUGAAGUGAUGUGACUUAUGGAUUUUAAAAGUGCUAAAGAUUCGCGUCUGACAAAAGGCGUGUUUAAAGGUAAAGUGCAAUGUGCCCAGUGCUAACGCAUUUUUGAGGUUAUGUUUAUAUCGGAUUAUUUCUUGUUUAUAUUGUAGUUAGUUUUAAUUGUUUUUCAUGUAAAUAUGCUGCGAAUAAUAUAUUCACAUUCUUGGGGUCAUACGUGUUAAUUAUAAUUUUUAAGUCGCUGUUUAUAAUCUUUUAAAUUGCGAUAAUGUCUCUAUUUCUGUAAUAAUUACUUUAUUCUUGUUUAUUUCUUGCAAAUCUCUUUGAUUAGUGAUGUAUCCCGUUUAAAACAUGUUUUUUUUACUACGCUCACUUUCACAGGGUACUUACCCUAGAAAGAUGUCAUAAAGAAUAAAAUGUUCCACGCUAUUACAAAAUUGUAGAGAGGUUACAUCUUAGACGUUAUUUAAAUAUCCCAAUCGGACGGGUUUCGUGAUGUGAUUUAAAAUAUUAACAAUAAAACUAACAUUUACGAACUAGAUUUAGUUAAAAAGUAUUAUUUUAGUGUAAAUAUGUAAGUAAUAGUUUAUUUGUUUAUAGACAUUAUGUAUUAUAUUAAGGGUAGUUGAAGUUAUGAGCAUUUUAAACUAAUAUAUAAUAGCAGUAUCAAUCAGAUGCUGUCCCGUCGCUGAACCUGCGACGUUCGUAGUCAGACUAUUGCCCGUUGGCUUCCGGUGCUAAUCUAAAAGGGCAAGUUCAGAUGUAAUCUAGUUCUUAGAAUAUGACUGUGAAAUCAAGGGGAUUGUGGGUCUAUCGGCCGAUCUAUUGAUAUUUUGAAAAACUGUGUUUCUGAUGAUUUGCGCACAAUGGUGACUGCCUAUUAUAAUACAUAUAUACUUAUCCAGCAAAUUAUGUAAGCAAUAUCACUCUGUCUGAUGCCACAGAGUAAACAGGCCAGUGUUAGGUUUAUAUUCCGUUUGUAUCUAGUUUGUACAUACGAAAUGCCGAUACUUCGUUCAGGGACAAUAACUAGUUGUAAAUCAACUAUUUCUCACAUACUUCUGUUGGGAACUGUAUUUUAUACGAUAUAUCUUAUGCUGAAUAAGACUUCUAAAGCCACAAACCUGCACGUCCUUCCUUAUUUCAAUUUCAUUUAAGGCCGGCGCUAUAUUAUACGGAUGGAUGAUCGAUCUUAUUAGUCAAGAGCUCGACUAACUAGUUUGGACUUGGACAGUAAAAUUGGACGUAGAUACACAAAAAGGAUCCAGGCUACAAAAUGACACUUUUGAAAUAGUAAAGAUUGAAGUUUAAAUCAUAUUUUUGCUCAUUGAUAUCCUGUUUUAUAUUUUUUUAAUACAAAGUUUAAAUAAACAUAUUUUGACUACGAUAUUUUUAUUAACAAUAUAGACCUUAUAGACUAUAAAUAAUUUGGCGUACUCUGCUCAUUUUCGACCAUACUGUGGGUUGGGUCCUUAUUACGUAUCUACAUCCAUAUAUAGAGCUGCAAUAAAGUCACGUCUCUGUAGUUAUAUAAGUUUUUCCUUUCUCUGAGUUUGGUAAGAUUAAUGUGUACCAUAACUGCUCAUUGGUGUUAAUAGCUUAUGGUUAAUUUAUUAAUGUCUUUCAAUAGCAUAUUAACUGAUUUUAAGCAAUACGGAGCAGUGACGAGUCAGAGUAAAGAAUAGUGCAAACUAGAUUUUUUUUACAUCUUUACUGUACUAUGUAUGCUAAACACUAGAGUAUUUAACCUUUAUGUUUCUGUGUUAUAUUUCAACUUUUUUUAAGCGGAUAAUUAGCCAGGCUAACCAUCGACCUUGUUUCUUUUAUUUUUAAUAAUAAAUUCUCCUCGAAGCUACUAAAACGUAUUGGCAAAUAAUUUCUUAAUAGCAAUCUACUUAAAUACAUAUUUAUAUGAAAAUGUUUUUCAAAACGUAUUAUAAUGUAAAUUGUACAGAAUCAUUUCACAAUUAUUUUAUUUAAUACAAUACUAAACCGUUAACUAUUCAACUUGCUUAUUAUUUUUUAUGUCAUUUUCUUCAUGAAUAAUUAAUUGUAUUUUUACUCUUCGUUCUUAUUUUAUAUCAAAACAAUAAUAAUUUAAUUUGGACUUUGACCGUGUUUGGUCCUCAUUUCUAGAAAAGCCGGCGGAAUUCCAUUUUCAAAAAUUUACAUAUAUUUUCCGUAACGUAUAAAAUUUAGUAUCGUCUUAAAUUGUAUUCAAGGUUACGUAGAAAUAUUAGUGGUAAAUGUCGCGAAACAUUUAAUAUUUUUUCGGUGGCAGAAUUCGGUCAAACCAAACUGAAAUUGUAAUUCGGUUGAAAGCAUUUUAUUAUCACUGAAUGUGAAUAGGCUAUUACCGGCCACAAAUAUCAAUUGUGAUUUCAACACGGAAAUAUAAUUGUAUAUGAAUCUAUUAGUGUAAAAAUGUAUGGUGAUUAUUUAUAAUGUAGUAUGUAUGAGUAGAGGCGAUAACGUGGUGAUAAGUGAAGUGCUAAUAAAUUGGUUUGUUCUAUUA
This is a messenger RNA of Manduca sexta (tobacco hornworm), 3781 nucleotides long. It is a transcript of the gene Poxm, whose product is annotated as paired box protein Pax-1. Bases 508 to 1212 code for a protein of 234 amino acids. Lineage: Eukaryota; Metazoa; Arthropoda; Insecta; Lepidoptera; Sphingidae. Gene Ontology annotation, biological process: anatomical structure development; regulation of transcription by RNA polymerase II. The record is from RefSeq and is a predicted model, not a curated record. Gene Ontology annotation, molecular function: DNA-binding transcription factor activity, RNA polymerase II-specific; RNA polymerase II cis-regulatory region sequence-specific DNA binding. The transcript is spliced from 5 exons.